Messenger RNA from Cryphonectria parasitica EP155, 1209 nucleotides. RefSeq lists its product as uncharacterized. The transcript is spliced from 2 exons. Bases 1 to 1209 code for a protein of 402 amino acids. Lineage: Eukaryota; Fungi; Ascomycota; Sordariomycetes; Diaporthales; Cryphonectriaceae. Gene Ontology annotation, cellular component: nucleotide-excision repair factor 1 complex; ERCC4-ERCC1 complex; nucleus. Gene Ontology annotation, molecular function: damaged DNA binding; single-stranded DNA binding. The record is from RefSeq and is a predicted model, not a curated record. Gene Ontology annotation, biological process: nucleotide-excision repair; mitotic recombination; meiotic mismatch repair.
AUGGAGGACGACUUCGGUGCUGACGCUGAUUUCCUCAGCGCAAUGGCAGCCUCGGUAUCAUCGAUGACACCUGCCAGGCCAUCCAAUGCUGCUUCUGCUGCUGCUGCCUCACCCGUCCCCGGCUCGAGUCGCGUGCAGCAGCCAGUGCCUCGGAAGAUCCAAGAGCCCACGCCUCAGAGGCUCGACAGGCCUCCUCCACCUGCUGCUGCCGCCCAAGGUGUCAAGCAGCCCACGCCCCAGGCCCUACCACAGCGGUCGGCGGGCUCUACCAUCCUGGUCUCUCCGAGGCAGAAGGGUAACCCAGUGCUGGCAUGCCUCAAGUCUGUGGCAUGGGAGUACAGCGAUAUUCCCGCCGACUACGGCUUGGGCCUGACGACCUGUGCCCUCUUCUUGAGUCUCAAGUACCACCGCCUCCACCCCGAGUACAUCUACACGCGCAUCCGCAACCUACAGGGCCGCUAUAACCUCCGCGUGCUGCUGGCCAUGGUCGACAUCCCCAACCACGAAGACUCCCUCCGCGAGCUCUCCAAGACCAGCCUGGUCAACAAUGUCACUCUCAUCCUGUGCUGGUCCGCCGCCGAGGCCGCCCGCUACCUCGAGCUGUAUAAGUCCUACGAGCACGCCUCCUUCGCUGCCAUCAAGGGCGCCCAGGCCACCGGCUAUGCUGAGAAGCUCGUUGAAUUCGUCACCGUACCCCGCGCCGUCAACAAAGCCGACGCCGUCGCCCUCGUCAGCACCUUUGGCAGCCUGCGAGCCGCCGUCAAUGCUGACCCGGAGACCAUCGGUAUUAUUAGUGGAUGGGGCGAGAAGAAGGUCAAGUCCUGGUGCGACGCAGUCGAGGAGCCUUUUCGUGUCAAAAGGGCCGCCAAAAGAGGGCUGGAACAAGGCGGUGACAGCUCGCGCGCCGGGAGGAGAAUACUCGAAGACGCUGUCCCCCUGGGGCGCGUGCCUCUGCGCGAUAUGGCGGGCACCCCAGAGUCCAGGAGCCGGGGUGUACCGGGGCCCGAUGCGGCUGAUGAGCAGGAGGCUAAGAGGGCGAGGCUAUCCCGUCCCGUACAGCAGGAGGAAGAGUACGAUGAAGAUGCUGAGCUUGCAGCUGCCAUUGAGGAGUCCAGACGGAUGGCCGAGGAGAAGAAGAAGCAGCAGGAGGAGGAGGAGCUCGGGGGUGGUGUGGCAGCCGCCUUGGCUAGGCUGAGGCAGAAUGGUUGA